CUUAAUUUUUAUGUAGGUUUCUCUGAAUUCCAAAAUAUAUACCUUUUGAAGUAACCAACAAUCCAUUUGUUCAGAACUAUUAUUGACAAGAAUUACAAGAUUAUGUUAUAAAAGAAUAAAUUUAAUUUGAAAGAUGGAGACAUUACCAGGUGUGACAGAGAUGAUACAGGUCUGGUUGGAGAAAGUUUUUGGAGGAGAUUCUGUACCGUCAUAUGAACUGAAUAAAAGGACUAUAGACACAUUGUAUAAAUUGAUGAAACUAAAUGAAAAUAAAGACAGAGAUACAUCAUUAGUUAUUGAUGAUCUUAGACAGAAAACAGAGGAAUACAACAGUGAAGCAAGAAGACUGGAAAAUCUUUUGAAAAAAAUUAAUCUACCUGUGGCAAAUCUGUCUCAGUCUGGUAUAAUGAGUUUACGUACAUUAGCAAAUGUUGCAUUAUUGAUGCAAACUAAGGAUGUUUCUGAAACCAGUUAUUUAUUGGCACUUCAACAUCUUCAUGAUGAAUUGUAUAAAACUUCAGAGGAAUUAAAACGUGAAGAAAGAAUCACACAGACCCUUAUAGAAAAAACAAAAUCAGCUAUUCAUAAAUAUAACUCUCUGAAAAAAGCUGCAGAAGACUUGCAGGAACAAAAAUCUAAACAGCUUCCAGAAAUGGAAAAAAGAGCGAAAGAAUCAGGUUUUCUUUACAAUAAAGCUAAAGAAUAUAAAGAAAAAAUAAUUCAGUUUCAAAACGAAUUGGUGAAAAGUAAAGCUGAUCCCUCUAUAUAUCAUGGAUCAUUAAUAAAAACUUCAGAGGAACUCCAGGCAUUGAAGAAUCAGUUAGAUCCCCUGAAAUCUAAAUUGCAAACAUACCAUAGUCUACCACCAGAUAUAUCUCUAACUAAAGUAAAAAUAGAGGAACUCAAACAGGAGCUUGCCAGAUUAGAAUCAGAACUUUCUAGAAGAAUUGACUUGAUGCACAUGUAAAGGAGAAUGAAGUAAAAUGUUAAUUCAUAAAUCAACAAAAGCAUUUUUUCCAGGGGGAAGGGGGGUUCCAAUAGAAAUUUUCAACCAAAUGGACACUACAUGUAUUUUUUUCUGAUGUAACCUGUUUCCAGAUUGAAAGUAAACAGUAUUUCGUAAAUGUAAUUUUAUGUAUAUAAUUAAAAAUUCAAGAUUGGA
This is a messenger RNA of Mytilus californianus (California mussel), 1162 nucleotides long. RefSeq names its product HAUS augmin-like complex subunit 1. The transcript has 2 exons. Gene Ontology annotation, biological process: centrosome cycle; spindle assembly. Lineage: Eukaryota; Metazoa; Mollusca; Bivalvia; Mytilida; Mytilidae. Bases 134 to 967 code for a protein of 277 amino acids. Gene Ontology annotation, cellular component: HAUS complex; cytosol. The record is from RefSeq and is a predicted model, not a curated record.